Messenger RNA from Grosmannia clavigera kw1407, 2079 nucleotides. Its product is annotated as yap-binding protein-like protein. Gene Ontology annotation, biological process: cellular response to oxidative stress. Bases 1 to 2079 code for a protein of 692 amino acids. The record is from RefSeq and is a predicted model, not a curated record. The transcript is spliced from 3 exons. NCBI's taxonomy places the organism in Eukaryota, Fungi, Ascomycota, Sordariomycetes, Ophiostomatales, Ophiostomataceae. Gene Ontology annotation, cellular component: cytoplasm.
AUGGCAGAAUCGAGCACUCUGGCAGCUUCCGCUGCAUCCACAAGCUCGACAGCUAUAGAGGCUCUCAUCGAGGCGCGACCGCCGGCCACCGACCAGUUCACGUACCUGACUCUCAUCCAAGAGAAUCUGUCACCCGACGUGUUGCCCACAUUACACGAAAUCCUACAAGAUGUCCAGCUGACCCAGGAAAUUGGCUGGGACUUGGUGGAGACGUUAGUACCGCUGCUUCCGGGGUCUGAGUCUUGUCUUGACGAUGUCGCCCGGCUGGGCAACCCGAGGGAGGUGAUCUUGAAGGUACUGGAAGUCUUGGAAGGGCUCAAGACAACCCGACUUUGCGGACCUUCCAAAGGCGAAGAUAAGAGGGGCGGCGGAGGGGGGGAAGAAGACGAAGACGAGGAAGAAGAGCUCGCAAAUGUCGAAGAGGGGAAGGAGGAAGACCCGCAAACAGCCGAGAUGACCACCAGGACUUUUGUUGUGCUGCUGGGAAUGUUGAGCGUCCUUCAUCGGCGGAUAAAGACAAAAUACCCAUCCCGCUUCCUCGAGACGACACUGCGGACCAUCCUAGCUGCCUACCGCCCCGAUCAGCUGGCCAUGACGACGGCUGUUCUCGGUCUAGUUCGCUCCCUCUCUGCAAACAAACGGCCCUUGCCACCACUGCGUCGGUCACAACCACAUCUGAUGACGCUGGAUCUGGCAGCCGGAGGAUCCGAAUCUUCGAAAGAAAGCAAAGGGACGAGUACGGACGCAAGCACUUCGAUAUCAGGUGCGUUGGUGCGACAAAUCAGCGCCAUCGGCCAGGUGGCCAGCAACACGGACCAGACGGACGAGUCAGCCGUGUCUAUACCUGACCCAGAGGCCGAGGAUCUUGUGGACCCGGCAGAAGGCGCUGUACAGCAACGGCUGCUUCAGUCGUUUUUGACGUGUAUACUCGAAGCCUACGUCAACGCCAAUGAAAUGGCAUGGGCGCCACGGCUAUUCGAACACUAUCAUCCGAAUAAGAUUGUGCCGGGUCGUCCGACAGCUCUACAGAGAUUCCGCGAAGACCCGGAUCUGGCGGCUCGAGACUCUACGGUUGGAAAGCUUGUGGCUCUUGCUCUGGACCUCGGCCUCAAAUACUCGGAUGCAUUUGUGCACAGCGUGAGCAAUGGGCCAGUGCGACGUAAUCCUCUCGCAGCAAUUGAUAUCGCCGCUACUGGCACUGGCGGACGCCCCGUUGCCCCGGAGAUGCACAUAUUUCCAGACCACUAUGCGAUUUUGAAGGCAUAUCUUGAAGAUGGUGCAGCAUCCGAGGUUGGGCGAUCACCAGGGACCGUUGAGGCCAUUGUGACCUUUGGCAUGUGGCUGGAACACAGUGGACUGUACUUUGAGUCACCCGCAAGCGCCGAAGCACCUGUGCCAACGCCCUACAUGCCUUAUCACCAUCUGCUGACGCUCUGCUCCAUGCUUCACCCGUCUCUUCCGGUGCGCAAUGCGGCCACGUCGUUGGCAGGUGCGGUGUUGCAUGCCGAUCCGGAUCCGGAGGACCGUCUGAAGAUCCUGCAGGAUCUGUUGGAGAAUUGCAUGUUUGCCUCGCUCAAGGCGUGUGCGGUGACAUGGCUUCGGGAGGAGAUCAUUGCGGCAGGCAAUGGCACCGGAGCUAGAGCACAGAAGGCGACAGCUGCAGCAACGAGUACUCCAUUUGGCAGCACAGAGGCGGUCGAACAGCUGCAGUACGCCAUCUUCCCAGAUCUACAGGCGCUGCACCAGAACGUAACAGCGAGCACGCCAGAGAACGAUGCGCGGGCCGUGUUGCUGGAAUACUGGAUCCAGAACUCGCCAUUUUUGUUGCAGGCGGCUAAUUUUGCGUACUUCCUGUUUCAGUCGGAGCGGUUCCGGGCCACGGUGGUGCCACCGGGAAUGGGGCCGGCCAUAGGGCAGCGGUACGUGGAGCCGCUGGUGCAGGCGGCAAUGCGACUACGACGGGAGCUGGACGACGGUGGCGGCAAGGUGGCCGAGACGGCCGAGACGGCUGAGCUGGAACACAUUUCCAUGGACCUGGAAGUACUGGCUAGCCGGCUGCAGAGCCUGGAACUUUCCUGA